AAGUAUUUAUUUACCAGCUAAAAAAAAAAAAAAAUUGUCAGUUAAAUUCACUUCCAGUGCAAAGGUCGAUAACUCUUAUUAUAUAAACCUCAGUUGGUACUCGUGCGCGUAGUGUCAGAAUAUCCGGAACCGUGUUCCACAUCAAAGAUGCCACCAAAUAAGAAAAUACAACAUAACGCUUUUUAUUAUUAUAUGAAGCAGUUGAUGGAAGACUUGAAACAAAAAGGCCACAAUUUCCCUAAUGGUUUAGCGGAUGUUGUUGCUAUCGCUGGCCCCAAAUGGAAGCUGAUGACGACCAACGAAAAAUAUCCUUAUGAAAAAAUGUCUCGCGAAAUUAAAGAAAAUUCUCGUAAAAAGAAUAACACCAGUAAUAAGAAAAGUGAUUCGCGUUUGGACUGUACAGGACAGUUAAUUUCUAGCCACAGUGAACCUCUCGACGAAAUUACCAAAUUUUACGCUGAACAAGAUCGAGAUGUUACCUCAAAAUGGCCGCAUAACUCUGAGAUACUCUACGAAAAGUUUUAUCUUCUAAAUUUCCAGCUACUGUGUAAAACCUCAGACGACGAAUGCUUACCAGUGGAAGUCUCUGCUUUGGAAUACAAUAUGAAAGAGGGUAUUACUAAAGAAAUGCACCAAUUUAUUAACGCGGGUUCUAUUCCUGUUGGUUAUAGAUAUGAGGCUCAAUUCCACAGUGAUAACACUCAUCAAAUUCCUAUAGAAAACUUUGAAAUGGCUACAUCUGAUUAUACCCAACUGUGGAAAGAUUUGCUUAAAUUUUCUGAUAAAAAACAAUUUUAUUGCCUAUCAAAAGAUUUCAAAGAAGUUGAAAGCUGUUUGAAUUGGAUUCAUGAUCGAAGUGAAAGUGCUCGGUCGAAAUAUAUUCAACUUUAUGCACUUGAGAAGCUUGUCAUGGAUUUGUUUAAACAUAAUGGCUUUUCAGUCGCAAAAUAUCAAAUUCUGGACAUGCUGACGACCACUGCAUUCGAUUACGAACCCAAUACUCGUUGUCCUUGGCAUGAACAGGCUAGUCUUAUUCAUUGUAGUUUGGCCAUUAUUCGAAGAUAUGCAUAUGCCAUGUCUGACUCUCUGGUCAACGUUUAUGAAUUCACACUCACUUCUCAGCAUCUUCCCGUAAAAGAUAGUAAAAGUAAAGGCGUAUCGUUAAACCCUCCUCACUUCGGUAACAGAAAAAACGACUAUUCCAGUCCAGCUACUGAGAAAAACAAACGUCGGUCUGAAAACACUAAACAAAACUCUCCUAAAUUCAAGCAGAAUUUUUCUGUAGAUGCUGAAGAUGAAGAAUUGGAAGCUCUCCGAAAACCACUUACUAACGCUAAUGUUACUUGUACCACAAAGCACAGCUAUUUUGAUCAUAAUAAGGACCUACAUCCAUUUGGAACGAAAUCAGAGAAUGAAUCUAAUUGUUGCAGUCAUAAUGUUAGUGUUUCUGAUACUGUAAGCGAAUGUGACAGUGAACUAAAUCAUAUCUCUGAGGAAAACGAAAUUCUGCAGAAUCCAUUCCAAUUUGAACCCGUUUUUCCCGAGCUAAAAAAUACAAGGAGCCAGUUACCAGCAUCGACUACAGUUUCUCGGGCGUGGGCAAAACCGACACCAAAACCAUCACAGAUAUCGGAGACGGACUUUCCAUCUUUAACCAGUAUUUGUUCGGGACCACGAGUAGUGACUCCCUCCUACCGACAACAAGUGGCUAUGCAAAGAGAUGUACCUAGCAGGCCUUGUUUUGCAGCUAUGGUAGGUCGAGGGCGUGGAAGGGGCCUAAUUGCAAAUGCUUGCCCUAAAUAGUCUUUCUACGCACACUCGAAACCUUUUACAUUUAUUUUCACAUCAUUGACAUGCAUAAAAAAAAAUAUUUUUUCAUUUACAAACUCUUUCUAUUUAAAUCUGCAAACAUUAACGUUUUAACUUUUCUAUAAAAUGAAACAAAAGAAAAAAAAACUUGCUAAGUUUUUGUAACUUAGCUUCUCUUAUUUUAAAACUCCUCUAUAAGUUUUCAAACGGGAUGUCUCUGCUCUCAAAAGUAAAUACUCACUCUCUUUACAGACCAUAAAAAUUCUAUUAAAACGUAUGUUAAUUUUUAGAAUUUAUUGAUUUGUAACAAAAAUAAAAUCAGUUCCGCUACAUAACUGGUCUGUAUGUAGAUGAAUAAAUGUCUGCACUGGUUUAUAAACCAUUUUCCAUAUUGUUACCUACGUUAACAAAUAUCUAUUUCGAAACUGUUAAUCAUCAAAGUUGCUGUAAAGAUAUUUAACAUAUAUAUAAUUCAAAUCGUAAUAAAAUAGUAUUAUUUUUUUUUAACUAUUACGUAGAAAAUAUCGAAUACACCCACACAAAAUAAGCUGGUUUUAUUAUUCUCAAGUUGUUUUGACUAUAAUAGCAUCCGGUGAUAGAAGCUAGUUCAGAAUUAACUUUUCUAUCAAUUAAUGUUGCCUUGUGGCCGACUAUCCAGCAUUAUUAAAUUAUAUAGAAUGAAAUUAAACCCAUUUUUCGUUAAGGUUUAAAUUUUUUAUAUAUCAUAGACAAAAUAUGUUGCCCUACUUAGAAUUUCAGAUGGCUGAACUGUAUUUCUGGGAACGUCAGUGCAUUAUAUUGCGUCAUAUCAAACUCUUCUCAGACACGUAGGCAGUGAGUCAAAUAACAAAAAAAAUUACACUUUCUUCCUCUAUUAAUCAAAAAGAUAUAGAACCAUAGAUUCAAUGAUAAGUUAGAACCAUAUCAAUUACUUUGGUUUAGCCAUUAAUUGUUAACGUAGUUUUUGUUUACAUAUGUUCAUUCAUGUGAUUCUCAUGGUCACGUGACAAAUACUUUUUAUUAUUGUUUCUCGAUUUCCAUUCAACCUGUUUGUAUUUUCCUCAAAGAAUUGAAAACUGACUUAUCCUUGCUAUAAGUUUAUUUCUAUUAAACCGCCUUCCUCUUUUUA
Molecule: messenger RNA, 2938 nt
Organism: Octopus bimaculoides (California two-spot octopus)
Lineage: Eukaryota; Metazoa; Mollusca; Cephalopoda; Octopoda; Octopodidae
Product: protein maelstrom homolog
Biological process (GO): piRNA processing; regulation of miRNA-mediated gene silencing; male meiotic nuclear division
Cellular component (GO): nucleus; P granule
Molecular function (GO): sequence-specific DNA binding
Source: RefSeq, a predicted model, not a curated record